CUUCUCAGACAAAUUGAAUGAAAUGGCCGGUAUACAGACGAAACUUUGCAAAGCAAUGAACCUGACAUGUUCCGUCCAUUGUAGCGACUUGUUACCGCUGUUUUGUAAAGACUGUGACCACCUCCUGUGUUGUGACUGUGUAACACGUGAUCACGCUGGACAUAAACUCUGUAACGUGUCGGAUGUUGUCAAAGAUCAUCAGCUUGCACUCCAGAAGGUCUUAAACAACGAAAAGUCAAUGCUAUUCUUAAGGAGACUCCUUGCAGAUUCACAGAGAGAACAGCAUCGGUUAGCUUUGCACACUGAAGAUCUUCUUCGAAAUGUUAUCAACAGAGAAGAAGAGAUUAUUGCGAAAGUGAAAAUUUGGAGAGGAAAUACGAUGGAUGUAAUCAAGAAUUUCAGGGAGCAACGUGACACGUAUUUGAAGGAGAAAAUAUCUACUAUUUCAACUAUCCUUAACAAAAGAGAAAAAGGCUUCUACCUCGAAUCAGAAAGAAGUAAACUGGAAAUCACACACAUUAAUUGUGAAGUGCGGCGUCUCCUUAAAUAUAUGCCGAAUUCGUUGGUGGAUGAAACGUCUGAUCUCAUUAGGUAUGAAUUAGAACGGCCCAGUGGCAGUUCCAAUUAUAUUUUUGGAAAAAUAUCAGAAAAAGAAAUGUCUUCAGAUGAAAUUCCUUCCGAUGAGGCUGAAAAAGUAAACAUCCUUGGAGAGAAUAGGGACGAUAAAGGGGAGUUUCAUGACUGUGUUGAAUUGCAUAGAUACAGAUUUCGUGAAGAUUCAAUCAAAGAUAUCAUACCAUUGCAAAAUCUUCACACAUUUCUUCUGAGUUCUGGUACAGUGUACCUUUGCGAUCUAAAUAAAGACGAUUUUGACGCAAAGACGAUUCUCUCCGAAGUGCAUCAGAUUGCUCACAUACCUACUUCCGGUGAUGUACUAUGCCUGAUGAAAGGUUUCAAAGAAAUAAAACGUAUUGCUGUUGGUAAUGUCGUCACAACGUUUCUGCAUUUCACUGGAAGUAGCGAGUUCACAUCCGUGAGCUCAGGCGGCAAUGAAACGUACGCAUGUGUAUCACGGAAAUCCGAUAUACAUGCAUGCAUACUUGAUAUAUUCAAUGAAUUGGGUGUGAUAUUAAAAACAUUUAAUAUCUAUAUCACUACCGAUGAUAGGUGGAGGUUGAUAAAAAAGAAUAAGCAACAACAUCAGUUUGGCAACUGGAGGUUGAUGAGAACCAUGAAUGGAAGGUACUGUAUCCGUACACAGUCCAACAUCGUCCAACUAAUUAAUUUAAAACUUGGAGAAACAACAAAAACCUAUACAGGAUCUGUAGGAACUGAUCCGGGAUCUAGAUUCUGUACGACGGGGAUGACGACAGACAACCACAACAACAUCUUACUGGUUGUGCAAAACGAUAACGCCAUCCAUCUUCUGGACAAGUCUUUGACAUUCCAGAAACUUCUGAUGACUGCUGAGGACGGUCUCCACUGUCCCACGUCUGUCGCUCUAGAUAGGGAUGGUUAUCUGUGGGUAGGGUGUGAAGACGGACAGAUACAUGUAGUGAAUUAUCAAUAUCUGCUCAACACGGAUAGAGAAACAAGGCUGAAGGUUAAAUAAAUACUGGGUUAUUUCACUCCAAGCACAAGAAGCCAAACGUACAGACUGAAUAUAUCGAUAGUUUAUUGUCUGAUAAACUGUUGUUAUCAAUUUGUUUAUGGUUAAUUGCGAUGGAAGUACACGGAUGCAUGUGACUUUACGGUA
This is a messenger RNA of Ostrea edulis (European flat oyster), 1756 nucleotides long. RefSeq lists its product as uncharacterized. The record is from RefSeq and is a predicted model, not a curated record. Lineage: Eukaryota; Metazoa; Mollusca; Bivalvia; Ostreida; Ostreidae. Gene Ontology annotation, molecular function: zinc ion binding. The transcript has 2 exons. The coding region runs from base 23 to 1612 and encodes 529 amino acids.